Molecule: messenger RNA, 1422 nt
Organism: Megalops cyprinoides (Indo-Pacific tarpon)
Lineage: Eukaryota; Metazoa; Chordata; Actinopteri; Elopiformes; Megalopidae
Product: TATA-box-binding protein
Exons: 8
Coding region: 228-1130 (300 amino acids)
Biological process (GO): DNA-templated transcription initiation
Molecular function (GO): DNA binding; RNA polymerase II general transcription initiation factor activity
Source: RefSeq, a predicted model, not a curated record
UUGAUAUUUUAGGUGGCGGUGUUGAUGAGCAUGUGAAGAAACAAGUUAACGAGCGUGGGAUCAAUGAAAGGCAGGAACAUAUAGCUAUAACUCAAGGCUAUAAAAGAAGUCCAAGCACCGCAGCUCUCAUCCAUGUCUUGAUAGGCUGCUGUGGUUUAGCGAGACAAAUGCAGAAAUUCUCUGCGUGACCCUUCUCACAGUGACAUCGCAGGCUCGUAGAGUUGGGAAUGGAGCAGAACAACAGCUUGCCGCCGUUUGGGCAAGGGCUAGCCUCGCCGCAGGGGGCAAUGACACCAGGCAUCCCCAUCUUUAGCCCCAUGAUGCCCUAUGGGACAGGGCUCACGCCUCAGCCUGUGCAGAACACCAACAGCCUAUCCCUGCUGGAGGAACAGCAGAGGCAGCAGCAGCAGCAGCAGGUCACCACCCAGCAGGGAGGGGUGCCAGGGGCCUCUGGACAGACCCCUCAACUCUACCACUCUCAGGCCGUCACCACAACCACUGUACUCCCAGGCAACACCCCUCUCUACACCACCCCUCUCACCCCCAUGACGCCCAUCACUCCUGCCACACCUGCCUCAGAGAGUUCAGGCAUUGUGCCGCAGCUGCAAAAUAUUGUGUCCACUGUGAACUUGGGCUGUAAACUGGACCUGAAGACAAUAGCACUGCGAGCCAGAAAUGCAGAAUAUAAUCCCAAACGUUUUGCUGCUGUUAUUAUGAGAAUACGAGAGCCAAGAACAACAGCCCUCAUCUUCAGCUCGGGGAAAAUGGUGUGCACUGGAGCAAAGAGCGAAGAGCAAUCUCGCUUGGCAGCCAGGAAAUAUGCUAGAGUGGUCCAGAAGCUGGGAUUCCCAGCAAAAUUCCUGGAUUUUAAGAUUCAGAAUAUGGUAGGGAGCUGCGAUGUCAAGUUCCCAAUUCGGCUAGAGGGCCUAGUGCUAACACAUCAACAGUUCAGCAGUUAUGAACCGGAAUUGUUCCCAGGCUUAAUCUACAGAAUGAUCAAACCGAGAAUUGUACUGUUGAUAUUUGUGUCAGGAAAAGUUGUCCUGACAGGAGCAAAAGUCAGAGCAGAAAUAUAUGAAGCAUUUGAAAACAUCUAUCCCAUCUUAAAAGGAUUCAGGAAAACAACGUAAUUGGACUGAUGAUGGACUUUUUAUCAUUUUGGUCAGAUUGAAGUAUUGGCCUUUUCUGCCAAUUUAUUGGGGGGUUGAGAAUGUGUCUGUGUAUUGCAAAUUAUGCAGAAGCCAAGAGCCCAUUCUGUGGCAUUGAAUUGCCAGUGGAGACUGCCAUUUCAUUUCCUGAAAUUUUUUUUGGUCAUGCCUGGUCCACCUGGAAAUACAUGAAAGCUAUUUUCACUUGAUUUUAAAGAAUGAAAAUUUUGUAGUAUGUUUUAAGUUCAGAAUGUUCAUUUUAACUGCAAGUUUU